AUGCGUGUGAUAGCGGAUGCACCGAUCAGCGAGCAACUGCUCGCCGCUGUUCUGGAAGCCGGCUCUGAUCCCCUAGUUCCAGUGGACGCUGCUGAUACUGUGGAUAUCAUUGAAAGUCUUACAAAGCGGGCUUCCUCAUCCUCAGCACUAGGUGGAGGAAGCUUGAUUCCGAUCAGUGAUUGUAACUUACUGGAUAGUCUGUUUGGAAUUACGGCCUAUAGGCCUCCACCGACGUUCAGUAUACGAGAGAAUGAGUUGCCGUCGCUGGCUGUGAGGACGCUCUACUGGAAGGCCUGGCUUAUUUCGCUUGUGUGGACCUCACUGAACACGGAUACACUGUUCAAAAAAGCCUAUUACAAAUAUCCGAACCUCAAAGUUCUGAUGCAGAUCAUCCUCACUUGGGACUACUCAUUUCCACCUCUGGCAAGUUGGGGCGAUUCGGCUGAUGCAGCAAAAAUAAUCGAGGAUGACGAAGAAGCCGCCUACGAAGAGAAAAUGUCCAUCAAACAGCUAGAAGCACGAUUGGCUGGAAUGGAAGUGAGCGAUGCCGACUCAAAACUGCUCAACAAACUAUGCGCCUUAGAUAUAACGUAUGUUUUUUUUUGUUAUGCAUUGAUGUAA
Molecule: messenger RNA, 621 nt
Organism: Gongylonema pulchrum
Lineage: Eukaryota; Metazoa; Nematoda; Chromadorea; Rhabditida; Gongylonematidae
Source: the annotation of a GenBank genome assembly